This is a messenger RNA of Diuraphis noxia (Russian wheat aphid), 1231 nucleotides long. RefSeq names its product nonsense-mediated mRNA decay factor SMG9. Gene Ontology annotation, biological process: nuclear-transcribed mRNA catabolic process, nonsense-mediated decay. Lineage: Eukaryota; Metazoa; Arthropoda; Insecta; Hemiptera; Aphididae. The record is from RefSeq and is a predicted model, not a curated record. Gene Ontology annotation, molecular function: GTP binding.
AUGAUCGUAAACAAUUUGGUUCAACGAUUGCCAAUAGUUUUGGCCAAACGUGAUGGGUCUAUCGAACGAAUUCAAGAGCAUGAAAAGUGUCAUUCUCAACCAACAAUAUUAAUAAAACAUCGAGAUACGGAAAAUAGAUCUUUGUCACCUACUCAGAAGUGUAUUCCUCAAACUAUUAUUAAAAAGGAAGAACCUUAUCAGCCAUGCUUACAAAAAUCAGGAAAUGAAGAACAAGUACAACCUCUGACGGAAAUGAAAACUCCAAUUAAAGUGAUUGAUGAUUAUAUGCAAUUUAUCAGUGAAGGUUUAAGCAAUUGUUUACUGGAUCAGACGGAUUUCUUAGUUAUUGGCUGUCUGGGCUUACAAGGUGUUGGAAAAUCUACACUUAUGUCUGAUAUUGCAAACAAGCCAAAUUUGUUUGCUAGUUCUACAUCUGAAUAUUUAGAAACUACACAAAAUUGUACUGCUGGUAUUGAUGCAUAUAUAACUAAAAAUAGAAUUAUUUUACUGGAUUGUCAGCCAAUAUUAUCAUCAUCCAUAGCCUAUUCAGCUAGUCACAAGCGAAUGGGUCAAUCUAUAGAUCCAUCAGGUUUACUAGUUGAUAAUGAAAUGAUUUCCUUGCAGUUAGCUGCAUUUUUAUUAUCAGUGUGUCAUAUAGUGUUAUUGGUGCAAGAUUGGUUUUUCGAUCCCAAUAUAUUUAAAAUAUUGCAAACAGCAGAAAUGUUAAAACCAGCAAUGCCUACUUCCCAUCGCAAUGAGGAAUUAGUAGAAUAUUUUCCUCACAUUGUAUUUGUGCAAAACAAAUCAUUUUACUCCGAUUUCAGUAUUGAACAUAUUAAAACAGUGCAACAUGUUUAUACACAAUUAUUUGCACGAUCUCGCCUUCAUAUCCAAAGUGGAGUCAGUAUUGCAAAUGGCAAUGUUAUAAGUGAAUUAAAUCCAUUAAACUGUGGUGAACCAAUUAAUUUAUUUGUCUUGGCUAACAGUGAAAAGGAUAAUAAUUCUGAAAAAAAUGGUUUUCACAAAAUGCAUCCAGGUCAAUCAAUUUUAAUGCAAGAAUUCAGAAAACAACUACUAAGCUUACCGAUAUCACCUCUCUCACAUACCCAAUUAACUGAAAAAACUUGGUUUCACUACUGUGCCAAAGUAUGGGAUCUGAUAAAAAAAAGUCAAUUCUUUAAUGAGUAUAAUAGACUUCAAACAUAAUUUUUCAAUCAAUUUAAUAUUUUAA